This is a messenger RNA of Chara braunii, 3475 nucleotides long. NCBI's taxonomy places the organism in Eukaryota, Viridiplantae, Streptophyta, Charophyceae, Charales, Characeae. The record is from the annotation of a GenBank genome assembly.
UUGCUAGUCUAUUUUCCUCCUUAGGCUGCUGCGUCUGUCGUUUGUCUGGCAAGGAUGAAGGAGAUCGGACUGCAAUUGCAGCAGGUGUAUGCCCAAUAUUGCAUGUGGGACAUGCUAGGAGAGGAUAUGGCAGAUGAUAGCAUCUGGGAUAGUCUGCGCAGUAGAGACGCAUAGUUUCUAUGACAGCUUCGUGGAAACAUUGACGACGCAUGGCAUGUUGCUGACGUGUCAGCAGGAAAGCACGCUGAUGUUCCCAGCUAUUCAGGCAAGGCAUGUCAAGCCCAUGGCGGCAUGCUGGGCAAGGCUUGUGUCUGUGUUCUGGGGAGCGAGACAUGUACAGCUGAAGUGCAUCUUGCAGAAUCUUUGUGGGCAUGUGCAUGGGAUAGGGUAUGGACAGAAGAGGAGAAAUCAUGGAAGCUCCAGGACAAUUGUUGUUUCAGCAGAUAAGGGCAGUGGUUCUCGAACGGUCAGCAGGAAUGACGAGAAGAAAAGUGGUGAGGCGAGGCGUAGGUUAGAGAGUCGCGGCUGGGGCUGGGUGGGCUCAGAAAGUGGACGUGGAAGCGGAGGGGAGGGAAGGGAAAAGGGUGGGAGUAAUGGACAGAGGUGGAAGAAGGAAGAGCAAAGAGGAGGGCAAGGCGAGAGGAAAGAUAAAGGGGGUAGUCCGAACGCGAGAUUUGGGGGCGGUGCGGGUUGGAGAAAUGGGAAGAAGAAAAAAUGGGGGAAGACCGUGUCGCGAGGCAAGGCUAAGAAGGAGAACAAGCGUGGAGAUUUCUUUGAGAUUGAGGACCCUGAGACUGGGGAGAAGAUUGCGGUUUUUGGACAUGAGGGGAUGGACCCCUCCGUAAUUAAGCCAUCGGAUCUAAAGUGGGAACCUGCAGAGAUCAUUGGAUCUGGUAAUGUGAGCGAUGAGACCUGGUGGGAGGUCAUGGAGGGUGAUAGACUCUUGCCAUCGGGAGGUCAUGGCGCCUCGGGAGUCAACAAGUAUGCAGAUGAUAUCGACGAUGAGGAUUUUGACGAUUACGAGGAGGAGGAGGAGGAGGAGGAGGAGGGUGGGAGUGAUGUUUGGGAUUCAUUCAGAGAUGAUGGAGCAGAAGAUUCUUCUGAUGUCGAAGAUACGGAUGUGGCUGAGGAGGAGGAGGAGGAGGGGGAGGAGGAGGAGGAGGAGGAAGAAGACAGGGAGGAUGAUGCAAGACGGCAGGUGCGACGAAGACCACCUAUGGGUUUGAAUGUAUUUGGGAGGAAUUUCACCGGCUUGCGUGUUAAGAGCUCAUUACUUGAUGAUCAUGUUGCGGAUCGCAAGUCUGAUUUUUUAAAUGGAGAGGAAGGCGCAUCUGAUUUUGGAACCAUGACCGCUCACCGGGAAGAGGGCCGCAGUGGCAAGGUGGUCGGUGCACUAGCGGAUAAUCGGGUUGAGGCACUCGUUGGGAUGCCUGCUUCUAAAGGCCAAGGAGAAGAUGGGAAAUACAUCGACGGUCCUGAGGUGGAUGUGAGGAAAGUGGAGGAGGAGGGGGUUCAGGAGAGCAGCAUACUGCGUGCUGCUGCUGCCGAAGAUGGAGAUUGGCUCCGAAGAGGGGAUACUCGGACCGUCAGUCAUACUGUAGAGGGCCUGAAAGGUGUGGCAUUGGACAAGGACCAGCCAAUGCAGAAGCAGAACAGUGUUGAUCUCUCACUGCCAUCAGGUUUGCGUUCUCAGCUAUCAAGGGAAGUUCUUUUGAAGUCUGAGAAAGGGACUUCUGAAUCUUCUGAAGAUGAAAUGGAGAGUGGAAAUGAAAUAGAAGAGGAUGGAGAGGUUAAAGAUGAUGAUGAUGAUGAUGAUGAUGGUGAUAAGCAGAAUUCUCUCCAGAAUCGUUCGAGAGCAGAAAGGAGCGAUUCAACUUUAAAAGAAGUCAAAGGGAGAGGAAAAAGAUUGCUUGAUGGACUUCGUGCACGGGUUCUGGGUACUGGAGUGGCUGCUGAACAGGACGCAAAACGGGAUCGAGGCUCUUCCAGUGAAGCUCGACAAGAAUCACGCAGGAGUGCAGAGAGUCACGGAGAAGGAACCGAGAAGAUCCCGCAUCCAGGGGCCAGUAAAGAUCCAGAAGCAUAUCAUGACAAAAAGCUUCCUACGAGAACGGCAAUCCUCGAAAGGCGAAACUUUGACGAAGAGUUGGCAAGAUCUUUCUUCAGUUUAGAGUCCUUUGAGGAUGUUGGGGCAAGCGAUGAAGCGGCUGCUAUGCUCAGGGCUAUGGGAAUAGUCAAACCUUCACACAUUCAGGCGUUAUCGUACAGAACUGUGCUGAGUGGUAGACCUUGCAUAAUUGCAGACCAGACGGGCACAGGGAAGACACUAGCGUACCUCGCACCAUUGGUGCAGAGAUUGAGAGAAGAAGAGAUCAGUGGAUCCGGCCGUGCGAAGCCCAGGAAACCAAGAGUGCUUGUCUUGACGCCAACUAGCGAGCUGGCGGCACAGAUGCAUGUGCGCAGUAGCACGUACCAUUCAGGCAUCACGCAGGUACACCACGAGGCUCCCCUUGCAGUUCACGUCAGUGUUGUGGUUGACGAAGCAGACAUCUUGUUUGACGAGGACAGCUUCUGGGAAGAGAUGUCAAGCGUAAAGCAGGCUCUGCAGGAAUCUGUACAAUACGUCCAUGUCACUGCCACACUAUCUACUACCAUUCAUGACGAGCUGGCCUCCGAGUACCCAAAUUCAGUGAGCAUAUUGGGGCCAGGGCUGCAUCGAACAGCUAUUGGCCUCCAAGAGGUGCUGGUGGACUGCAGCGGUGGUGACGAUCGCACCGAAGAGUCGGCGUUCUUGAGGAAGAAGGACGCGCUUGUUCAGCUGCUUGAACAGAGGCCUGUACCAAAGACAAUCAUAUUCUGUAACAAGAUUGACACUUGCAGGAAAGUGGAGAAUAUACUGAGGAGAAAUGAUCGGCGGGGUGCGGACUACGAAGUGCUGCCACACCAUGCUGCUUUGACUCAAGACGCACGACAGCAGAGUCUGGCGAGGUUCUUAGCGCCGGCCAACGGGAAACGUUGCUUUCUUGUCUGCACAGACAGGGCGUCAAGAGGGCUAGACUCCGUUGAUGUCGAGCACGUCGUCCUGUUCGAUUUUCCACGGGAUCCAAGUGAGUAUGUAAGGCGAGUUGGGCGGACAGCACGAGGGGCCGGAGGACUUGGAACUGUAUUCGUUUUCGUGAUUGGCAAGCAAGUCAGCCUUGCAAGAAAAAUCAUGUCGCGGAACGACCGAGGACAGCCCAUCCAUGAAGUCCCACCUGCUUCAUAGGCGAGGCGUCGGCAGCCCAACAGGAUGAGGUGCUGGCUAACGAUGCCAAACAAAUGACGAGUUGAUGAAACAGGUUUCUUCUCAUUCAGGGGUAGUGUAACACUUUGCGCUUAGGGGCAUACUCACAGUUGUAUUUCGCUGAAUGUAUCUGAUGUCACUUGCGCCCAGAUUCAGUUAAGGAAGUCCUAGUGUGAGUAUGUGCUUGCGAUA